AUGUUCAGCUACCAUGUGGAGCUCCUGCAGCUCGACCCGCAGGACCUUCUCUCGAGCUCUGCCACGGGCAUCGUGCUUUACUUCACCCAACGCGGCGCACGCUGCCGUUGUGAAAAGGUUCCCUCGCAACACACCGCUCAGUCGUUUUUACCGUCGGAUCGGCUGAUUUUUCAGCUCGAAGGGGGCAAGGAGGGCGGCCUCGUCGUCGGCGGCCCCGGGCGAGAAGUGGGGGCGUGUUGGGUACCCCUCCAGGAGGCGAAUCCAUCGAAUGGGGGGGCGAUCCCCCCGUGCGUUUCCCCACCUCGGGUGUUUGUUUUAUGGGAGGUGGUUCCUCUCGUUGACGUCCCUCCUUCCAGGCCGCUCUCCGAGCAAAAAGGAGAGGGGAUAUCCGAGCCAAACGCGAUAUCCACGGGUGGUUUUACGUCCUCCUAUCCUGCUCCCCUUCCUUCCGCGGAUGGGGUGGAAAACGAAAUGGCAAAGACCCCUGCCGUGGGUUUGACGGUUUCUCCUCCAGCGGUAUCUUCGGUAGGGGAGAUCGGGCGGCGCGUGGAGGGCAAAGAAACUCUUCUACAUCCCUCAAAUAACGUCGAGGAGGUCAGAGCGAAUCAAAAGGAGGAGCGGGUGAUGGAUUUGGCCAAACCUACCGUUCAGGAUCCUCCUCGUACGUCGAUGGAAGGUUCUUUAGUGGAUACAACGCGAGCGGAUGCGGCCUCAUCGCGGCGCUCUCCCUCCCCUUAUCGCCCUAGUUCGAUUACACAUCGGGACCCACACGAUGAAAGGGAGGGCAAAGAGGGGGGGAACCCGCUUCGGAUGGGUUCGGUGAGCACUCUUAAUACGGCGCGAGAAGGUUCUCUUUUAAACUCCGUGGUCAACGAUGAGGAUGGGGCUGGUUUCGCUUCUAAGUUUUCCGAGCCGCAUACAGAAAAUCCGAGCGAGCGGAAGGCGCGCGGUAAGUCUCGCCAUACCAGUAUCCUCGUCAGAAGCAAGGAUCCCGUGGCGAGCGAGAGGAGGAGUAGGGUAUCGAGUGAAAAUGCGAGUAUCUCGACCUUGCACACGUCCGAGAAUGACGCCCCCGAUGACAAGGAAGCCGCGUUAUUUCCAGCGUUAACCGAGCAGAAAGCGAAAUAUCCGAAUCGUGAUGAACUAGAAGGAGGCAGGCCGCGUGGUUUCAUAAACUUUUACGCCACGAGCACCCAGGGCCGUCUUCCUCUUGCGGUCGCGUAUCGUAACCUCUACACUGCCCCCGCCUUAUCUUCCCUUCAGGAUCCUGAAGUUCAGGCCUUUUUAGCCGAGCCCAUCGCAGAGAACCCUUCAAAUUUGUAUACCCAAGAGGGCUUGACGAAUUCCACGAAGGACUUCCCGUUUCAGUGGUUGGAUACGUCGGCGUUGGCGAGCAUCCGUCGUGAACAGCGUGGGGAGCGGCAUCCGCAAGGCUCUCCCGAGGGAGAGGCGGGCACGACGCUUUUACCUCGUGAAACGACAAACACAAAUCCCCUCGUGGGAGGGGUGGGGAGCACCGCGGGAGAGGAUGACAGGAUACACGCCACGCCUCGUGAGGUCGGUGAAAUCCACCACCACCCCAUUUAUGCCAACCUUACCCAAGAGGCUAUGGUUUAUCGAUAUAAGGCGGACGUCUUCAACGCGACGGAGGAGAAACCGAUUCGCUAUUCCGACAUACCCUAG
Phytomonas sp. EM1 is the source of this 1683-nucleotide messenger RNA. The record is from the annotation of a GenBank genome assembly. Lineage: Eukaryota; Euglenozoa; Kinetoplastea; Trypanosomatida; Trypanosomatidae.